Molecule: messenger RNA, 1259 nt
Organism: Erythranthe guttata (spotted monkey flower)
Lineage: Eukaryota; Viridiplantae; Streptophyta; Magnoliopsida; Lamiales; Phrymaceae
Gene: RRF
Product: ribosome recycling factor, chloroplast precursor
Biological process (GO): plastid translation
Cellular component (GO): chloroplast
Molecular function (GO): ribosomal large subunit binding
Source: RefSeq, a predicted model, not a curated record
AUUAGCGUAUUUGGUGGGUGAAUGUCCCAGUGCAAAAGGAUCGCUCUUAUCCACAAUUCCUCGUCCUCAACUAGAUAGAAAGAAAGUCAGAGAAUUCAACUGAGGCAUUUCAUCGAACACAUAGAGUGUCAUCCCUAUGGCGACAACAUUCUCGCCUGCAUCUCACGUACGCACCGUUUGCUACGCGUCUAAUCUUCCCAAGAACCGUCUCUCAGUCCCAGAUUUUGGAAAUGUGGGUUGUUGGAGUGCGUCGGCGAAUUACGUCAAGCUUCAGGUGUCGGCGGCGAGAGGGUUUUCCGGGAAGCCCUUCGUUGUUAAGCAGACAUGGAAGAAGAGAAUCGGAGUGUUGAAAUGCGCAACUAUUGAAGAAAUUGAAGCGGAGAAAUCAAUGAUUGAAAAAGCUGUUAAAGAAAAGAUGGAAAAGACUAUUGACAAUGUGAAAACCAGUUUCAAUUCUAUCAGAACCGGAAGAUCAAACCCAUCCAUACUAGACAAAGUCGAGGUGGACUACUAUGGAACACCAGUCCCGUUGAAGAGUAUAGCUCAGAUAAGCACUCCCGAUUCAAGUUCCCUCUUGGUGCAGCCCUAUGACAAAUCCAGCUUGAAGGCUAUAGAGAAAGCAAUUGUGGCCUCUCCCGAUCUUGGUCUGACUCCAAAUAACGAUGGAGAUGUUAUUCGAUUGACCCUUCCUCAACUGACAUCUGACAGGAGGAAGGAGUUAAUAAAGGUUGUGGCUAAGCAGUCUGAAGAAGGCAAGGUUGCUAUAAGGAAUAUAAGAAGAGACGCCAUCAAAUCCUACGACAACUUCAGAAGGAGAAGAAGCUUUCUGAAGAUAAUGUCAAGGACCUCUCUGCUGACUUGCAGAAAGUGACUGAUGAGUACAUGAAGAAGAUCGAUACAAUCCUCAAACAGAAAGAGAAGGAGUUGCUGACAGUAUGAAGGAUUUAUGCAAAGGUGUAGAGAUGUGAAUUCCCAGCACUAGAGAUAUUUUGAGAAGCUCUUUUCCCCUAUGCUUAUGCUUCUUCCUUUUUUUUUUUUUGCUUAUGACAAGUUUAAGAACCAGUACAUGUGUAUGUGGUACAUAGGAAAUGCACUUUGGGGAAAUACGAUGUCGUAUGGUGCUUCAACUUGCUCGAUUGUUCCUCGUUAACUGUACAUUUUCUUGCCAAGGAUAAAGUUGUUUUUUGACAUGAUUGUAUUUCUCAAUUAUAUCUGAUGAUUUGUACCGUAGGAAGUUGAAUAAAUGAUCUCGUAUUAAG